ACUCUGCAGAGAAGAUGGAGCUGGAAGAAGACCUGGCGUCUGGACCAGAGGAAAAGGAACGACAACAGAGAAGACGUCACUCAGGUUUAACGGUGAAGAAUUGUGGCUGGAAGAAAUGGUCAGGACGGUCCGGACCAGACGAACGACGCUGAUCAGAGAAGACGUCACAUCUCUUUUACAUAUUCCAGUGAAAGCAACAAGCAGAAAAUGUGACACUAUUUAUAAAGGAUUUGCUGACUGUCUUAUCAGUCUGGGAGAUAGCAUGGCUCAAAAUGUCCAGCAAUCCAAAGUAAAUGAAGAGCUUGAUGAUGCGGAAGAGCUUGACUCCAUAUGCAAGUCCUGGGAUGAAUUUCACAAGUGUGCAAGCAGUGUCCUGAUUAAUUGUCCUGAAGAUACAGCUGCCAUAUGGGAAUCUCUAAGACAGGAGUCAAGGAAAAUCCAGUACCAGGGCAAUUUACAUGACCUGUGCACUUCCAGGAAUCAGCCUCCAAAUAGCAUGGGGGGCAUGGAUACUGGCGAAACAAACAAAGAAACCCUCAGAGGUUUAGCAUCCAUGGUACACCAUAGCCUACUACCAACUGUUAUUGCUCCAGUACUGGUUUGGAUUGCAACUGAAAUAGUAUUAUAACUGUUGCAACUCUAAAAAUAAAGAGAGAUUUGUCUACAUAUUGCAAACAUAAUUUUCAACUAUAUUUUUCUAACCCUUUAUACUUAAAAAUAUGAAUUCAAACUUGGACAUUAUUUAAAAUUCUGUGCUGAAAACUUUCUCAUUAUAUCGUUGUAGUGGUUGUAGAUCCUUUUUCCAUUUCUGAGCUCUAAAUCUCCUUGUUAUUUGCUUCCUUUAGCCACCUAGAUAUAAUGUAGAUAAUA
Hyla sarda is the source of this 870-nucleotide messenger RNA. It is a transcript of the gene NRN1L, whose product is annotated as neuritin 1 like. Gene Ontology annotation, biological process: neuron projection extension; nervous system development. The transcript is spliced from 4 exons. Lineage: Eukaryota; Metazoa; Chordata; Amphibia; Anura; Hylidae. Gene Ontology annotation, cellular component: plasma membrane. The record is from RefSeq and is a predicted model, not a curated record. Bases 116 to 628 code for a protein of 170 amino acids.